CAUCGAACCGGUCAACAGCCUUGUUCUCAUAUCACAAGAUUACUUCCAGAAUCCAUCAGGAUGGCUUCGAUACCAGUCAUCGUUAAGCACCAAGGUAAACGUCAUGAGGUCGAGCUCGACCCAUCUUCGAACGGCGAAACCCUCAAAUAUCAGCUCUACUCUCUUACCGGCGUCGAACCCGAGAGGCAGAAGAUCCUGGUGAAAGGAGGCCAGCUUAAAAAUGACACCCCGCUCUCCUCGCUCAAGGCCAAACCUGGCCAGACAUUCAUGAUGAUGGGUACUCCCGGGGAGGGACAAGGCGCUGGGGAUUUGGGACGUCCAAAGGAAGCAGUCAAGUUUCUGGAGGAUAUGACCGAAGCCGAGGCUGCAAGGGCGGAGGGAGCUACUCCCGCUGGUCUGCAGAACCUUGGAAACACCUGCUAUCUGAACUCGACGCUGCAGACUCUGCGAAGUGUGCCAGAGCUCCAGCAGGAGCUCCAGAGGUAUCGUCCUUCUGCGUCUGGAGGUGGAUCGAGUGUCUCCGAUCUCAGCAGCUUUGGUCUGGGUGGUCUCGGCUCUUCCAUGGACCUCACGGCCUCUCUGCGGGACUUGUUCAAGCAGAUGUCCGAGACCCAAGAAGGCUUUCCCCCGUUGAUGUUCCUCAACGCUCUGAGAAACGCAUACCCUCAAUUUGCCCAGAAGGACCGAAACGGACAUGGAUAUGCUCAACAAGACGCCGAGGAAGCUUAUUCACAGAUCGUUACUCAGCUGCGAAACAAACUGGUCAUCAAGGAUGAAGCGAGUGACUCGCCGAGUGAUAUCUCCUUCGUGGACAAGUUCAUGGCUGGACGAUUCGAAUCGAUUACCGAGUGCGACGAGAAAGCUGCGAAGGAUGUUGGCGAGCAGCCCAACGAAAGCUCGGACGUCUUCUACAAACUUGACUGCCACAUUGGCAAGGAAACAAAUCAUCUGUCCGACGGCAUCAUGGCGGGUCUGGAGGAGAAGAUCGAAAAGCGUUCUCCCACUCUGGACCGUGACGCCAUCUACACAAAGCGCUCUCGCAUAGCACGACUGCCCAAGUACUUGACGGUGCACUUCGUCCGUUUCUUCUGGAAGCGUGAGACCCAGAAGAAAGCCAAGAUCAUGAGGAAAGUGACGUUUCCUGCGGAGCUGGAUGCUGUUGACUUCUGCACCGAAGAGCUUAAAAAGCAACUCAUCCCCAUCAGGGAUAAGGUGCGGGAGAUCCGGAAGGAAGAAGUUGAUGUUGAUCGUGCCCGCAAGCGCCAGAAGCUCGCUCAUCAGAGAGAUGAAGAAAAGAAGGUUGAAGAAGAAUCGGGUGCCUCCAUGGAACCCAUGCAGAAGAAGAAGGCAACCGAGGAACGCGUGGAGGCAGGGAAAUCUGAGAAGGAUGGAGACUCCACGAUGACUGAUAUCUACAAGACUGACGCUGACUACGAGGCGGAGAAGAAUGCAUCCAUUCUCGCGGCGAAGAAGGAGCUGGCUGAGCUUCUGGGCCCUAAGCCUGCCUCGGAGGCGGGUACCAACAGCUCGGGUCUCUAUGAGCUUAGAGGAGUCAUCACGCACCAAGGUGCCAGCGCCGACAGUGGUCACUACACGGCAUACGUGAAGAAGCAGGACAAUGGAAGCACCGCAGGGGAGAAUGGAAAAUGGUGGUGGUUCAACGACGACAAGGUGACCGAGGUGGAAGCAGAGAAGAUCGAAACACUUUCCGGUGGUGGUGAAUCUCAUUCUGCACUCAUCUGCCUCUACCGCGCAAUUGAUCUGCCGACUGCCAACUAAGAAUCCUUAUUGGCGCGAUACUUCCGAUGCUUUACGAUUGAAAAGUCAUCAUAACUUAACGUCGAUCAUGUACUUAUGGCUCAUGGCUUAAGACAAAAUUCUUACUAGACCUUGGACGCGAAAAUCUGAUACUUCGGCUGUUCUUAUUGUCAGAUAGACCGUUAUAGCACAUUAUUUUGUCGAUCAAUGACUUGAGCUUAGCGAUUGUCUCCGUGAUCCACUGUCAAGUAUUUUAUUUCAUAAUGCAAUGCCAAUCGCGAUGUAUG
Molecule: messenger RNA, 2045 nt
Organism: Aspergillus steynii IBT 23096
Lineage: Eukaryota; Fungi; Ascomycota; Eurotiomycetes; Eurotiales; Aspergillaceae
Product: ubiquitin-specific protease UBP6
Exons: 3
Coding region: 61-1779 (572 amino acids)
Biological process (GO): regulation of proteasomal protein catabolic process; proteasome-mediated ubiquitin-dependent protein catabolic process; protein deubiquitination
Molecular function (GO): protein binding; proteasome binding; cysteine-type deubiquitinase activity
Source: RefSeq, a predicted model, not a curated record